Molecule: messenger RNA, 3647 nt
Organism: Podospora bellae-mahoneyi
Lineage: Eukaryota; Fungi; Ascomycota; Sordariomycetes; Sordariales; Podosporaceae
Gene: SPA2
Product: component of the polarisome
Exons: 2
Coding region: 681-3512 (943 amino acids)
Cellular component (GO): actomyosin contractile ring; cell cortex of growing cell tip
Molecular function (GO): MAP kinase scaffold activity
Source: RefSeq, a predicted model, not a curated record
GCAGCAGCCAACCACAUCGCUGCGUACAGUUCAUCCCGUCGUCAGGGGCGCCUUGACAUUCCGCCCUUUUUUCCCCAUCUCACACAGACACGCGCACUGUUCCGUAAUUACACUGAUAUCUUUGCUUUUCUAUUCUUUUUUUUCACUUCUCUUUCUGUGAAGAGAUCAGUUCAGACAAGCAGACCAGGUCCCCUCCAGGUCCCCCAACCGCAAGCCACGAGACCCAACAGCCACCGCCGCCGUAAAUUCCUGCCUGUAUUUCUCUAGCGGUAACACUUCCCGAACGGCCGGUUUCUUCUCAUUUGGUAAAUUUGGCGUAAUUUUGCAGACCGCAGCAGCAACCUAGAAAGAAGAAGGCCACCACCGAGGAGGAAGCGUCGCAGUUGGCUGGGGCGUUGAUGCGUUUCAUGCUGUGACAACCACCUGCCGACCACCGACCACCGACCACCGACCGUUUCCCGCUACACUUGCACCGCAUUCCAAUACCGACGGGACCGUUGUCUCUCUUGAAUCGUUCUACCUUCCCCGUUCCCCGUUGAAUGUGCACGGAACACAGUACAACGACGUCCAUCUUCACCUCGGCCUCCGCCGCGAACUCCCCGUCUCUCAGUGCGCGAUCUGGCCCGGCGCCUGCUUGACACGGUUGACGACGCCAUUCCCUCCGAGCCACCCCGAAGACCAUGAAUGGCCUCAAUGCGCCACUGUCUCCUGUCUCUGUAGGCGGUAGCGAGUGGUCUUAUCCCACCAACACCGACAAAAACACAUAUCCAAACAACCGCGGAGACAUCACCACACCACCCGACUCGGCUGGUGCUGUCAGGGCGAUGAAUGGGAACUUCCCACCGGGGCCCAGGAGCGUCGGCGGUCCCUCCCCGCCUCCCUCUGUCGGCCGAUCCAGUGCCGGCACCAACCUAUACGCAAGGAGUGAGAGUGGCAGAAGCCAAGUCGUGAGGGAUGACUUGGGCGGCCAUGAGAUGGUGCUCGCUGAGCACUAUGUCUCACUCAAGCGAUUUCUGUCAGCGACUUCGCGUGACGGCAACCCGAAGCCACCACCGAACAAGGCUCGCGACAAGCUGCAGCGCCUUACUGGGGUUCAGUUUCUCGAGCUCAGUACCGACGUCUUUGACGAGCUGAAGCGACGUGAGACAACAGCUCGUAGACCCCCCAAUGCUCCUCCAGGAUCCGGUCCACCUGAUUAUCUAUUACCUGAGGACAACUUCCACCCCAAACGAAACCAAGCGCGCCAAAAACUUUCGUCAUUGGGCCCUCCACGCUUCCGCGAUCUGGCCACCGAUGUCUUUUGCGAACUGGAGAGGAGGUUCCCACGUUUUGCGGCUGGGGAUAUCCCCCGUGUUGGCAGCCCAGUAUCAGUACGCGGAGGUCCCAUCAGCCGGUCGCAAACACCGGUAAGCGGAAUGAAUGGCGGGUUCCCUCCUCGGGGUCAGAGCCGUAGACGCCCUUCAGAAGCCAGCUCAAUACGAAGCGGACGAGGGAUGCCUACUCCUCUCGGCAGCGGCUUCCCUAUCCCACCCUCUCCAGGCCUGCCGCCGAAUGGCAACUAUGGACAGCCAAUUGCGAAGCAGUUCCAGAACAACACCAUUGUGCCUAACAAGAGCACCAUGGUGGAGGAGGACGAUGAUGCCAUCAGCCCCAUGAGUCCCGAUCCUGCCGGAUCUGAUGCCUAUGGCAUGAACAGGUCAAUAGACCGUGAUAGCAAACGAAGUGCUGGCGCAUCCGAGACGGACAAGAAACUUCUUGAGGAUUAUGAGCAGCAAGUUAGGGAUUUGCGUGAGAAACUGGACAGCAUGGAGGAUGCACUUAAGAAGAAGGAUGACGACCUCAUGAACGCUCUAGAUGGGGAACGUUCCCGAGCCACGGCUUCUAAUGCUGAGAAGAGGGAAUGGGAUGACGCCCGCGCCGAACUGGAGAAUAAGCUUGCUCAAGUGGAGGAAUUGAACGAGUCGAUGAAGAGGGAGCUGGACAGGACCAGGGACGAACACGAUGAGGAAAUUCGCCAACUUCGAGAACAGCUUGACGAAGCUCGCGCCGGUGCCAACGCACAGUCAAACGGCAUGGCUGACGAGGAAUUAGAACGCGAGAACAGGGCUCUGCGUGCGGCGUUGGAGGAGCAAGAGCAGGUGACAGAGGAGGUUCGUCGUGAGGCCCAGGGGUUCCUGAUGGAGAUGCGCAAUAUUUCCCAGCAAAGCGGUGCCUCGUGGGAAAGGCAGUCGGAGCUGGAGAAGACGAUCGAAAUGUUGGAGAAGGAGGUCCGGGACUGGAGGAAUCGCUACGCCCGCGCCAAAACUCAGCUGCGGGAUCUACGUGGGUCUUCGGAGGGCAUUCCAAUGCAACAGGACGCUGGAAAGUUUGUGCGCGAGAAGGGCUUCACGCAAGACGAUGGGCUGGUCAAGGACGUCCAUGUCACCAAGUUCCAGAUCGCCAUUGACGAGCUGUUGCAACGGGCGCGCAUGGAUGACCCGGAGCGCGUGAUUGACUCUAUGAAGGCAGUUGUGGUAAGCGUCCGACGGAUCACUAAGGAUAUCGACGAGUCGGCACAGAACAACAUCGAGCUUGCGCAGCAAAAUCAGAAGCUCAAGGCCCGAGUAUCCCCCGCAGCCAACAAUCUUAUUACUGCCUCCAAGUCUUUUGCUAGCUCGGCUGGAAUUGCGCCAGUGACUCUCCUCGAUGCUGCUGCCUCUCACCUGGUCACGGCUGUUGUUGAGCUUCUCCGAGCUGUCAAGAUUCGAUCUACCCCGGAUGGUGAAUUGGAAGAUGACGAUGACGACGGCACCGUUACUCCUGUUGAAUCGGCCAGCUUCUUUUCGCCACGAAGCAAUGGGCAGAGCCAGGCCUCCCGAGCUGAGGAUUCUCUUCAGCGCCCACCACCUUUCCGCGGCCUAGGCGCCGCCGGAAGCCGAGCCAGCAUGGACUCGUCUGCGUACAGCCCGGUCAACUCACCUCGUGAAUCCUACACCAACGGACAGAUGGCCAACGGAUCCAUGACAAACGGCAACGGAGGCGGCCACGGCAACCUGAACAAGGCUGUGAACGGAAACGCCAACGGCAUGUACAACAAUGCACGCCAGCAGCGCGACACUCGGGCGGAGGACCUCAAGAUCUACCUCGAAGACCAGACGGCGGUGCUCGUGCAGACGAUCCAGGACCUUGUGCAGCUGAUACGCAACGACGCGGACAUUAGCCAGGUCACGGAGGAGAUCAACACGAUUGUGGAUGUUGUCGGCCAGGUCGUGUCCGAGACAGAGUCGACUGGUGGCAAUGGUGUCGAGCUUGUCAGGCGUCUUUCUGCCUGCCGGGAGCGGCUGAUGGAGGCGGGCAAGCGCGGUUUGGAUCUUGCGGCUGCGGGCAACGAUAGUGCCAGUCGGGAGUGGAGGAUGUGGACGCAGACGUUGCCGCCGAUUGCGUUUGAGAUUGCGAGGGAGACGAAGGAGUUGGUGCAGAGGGUUGAUCAGUUGGUGAUGGAUGAUGGCGGGGAUGCCGAUGAUUUUGCAUGAAGGACGACAACUUGGAUUAUACUAUUGCUCUAAUGAUGAUGCGAGACUUGGGGGGUUUUUUGAGGAAAAAGAUGGAUGGAUGAUAGAUACCUGAUUCGAUUCGAGACUUGGGGAGAGGGGGAAGGGGUUGAGAAA